AUGUCGUCUUCUUCUACUACGGAUGUCCACGAUGCACCGUCUCCCCCUGCACAAGAUGACGGCACCUUGAGGUCGAUGGACGCCGUGCGCCACGCGCUGCCAUCGCUCGAUCACGACCAAACCCGACACGAGCACGAGCACGAACACGAGCACGUACGCAGUCACCACCCAUCUACUAGCACGGAAACGAUUCCCAAUCCAUGGGCAGAGAUAGGAUUGACGACCGUGUCGGCUGUCAAACCCUAUCUGGACGAUUUGGAUCCAUUGCAGCCCCAGUCGCAGCACCCGUCCUCGUCCUCGAACGCGGUCGUGCCACCGUCCACGUCCGCGACCUCGACAAGCUCAACCAGUACGCCUCUUGCACCUCUUGCGCGUCCUCUACCGCGUUCAUCGGCUUCGUACGUCGCCGAAAUUCAAACCUUAGGUCACUACGUCGCUCCGGGAUCCAAGCUCGAGCUCAUGUCGGACGACUCGGAGGAAGAGGACGACUCGCCGACCAUGGCUUGCUCGCCCACUCGGAGACCCUUUUCGACCUCCGAGACGACCCCGAAGCCCUCCACGUCUGCGGAGUUGUCUUUGUCGAACGCGCCUUCGACUCCCCAGGGCAGACCGGCUCCCACGCCGGGAUCCUCGGGCUUCUUUGGGGGCAUGUUGAGGUCCUUCUCCGGAUCAGGAUCCGCACCGGGAUCAGCUUCGGGUUCAGCACCAGGAUCGGUCCACACCAGUCCUACCUCCCAGACUCACUACUCGAAACGGCAAGAAAUCAAUGAUGAAAAGGCCGCACUACAACAAAGGGACAACGACGCCGGGCAUGCUGUUCGACCCCGAUCAGAGUCUACGACACCCGUGCCCAACACGACUUCGGUGUCUGGGCUCAGUAGCUCAAGUUCAACGACGGCACCACCACCGCCGCUGCCACCGCACCAACAGCAGCAACAGCACCACUCGGCCAUGUCCAAGCCACUCGCUUCCAUCGCAUCCGUCUUCCGAUCCAGCCCAUCCAAUUCUCGACCGUCAAGUUCCUCCGGCCCAGCACCGCCGCAUCCCCCUCCCUCCGAAAUGAGCUCCAAGCAACGUGAAAAGGCACCCGAAGCAGCUCCCACGACCUCUCUCCCCGAACCUCAAUUCGACUUCAACAAGUUCCUCGAACAAAUGCGCUCGCGCUCAGCCGACCCCAUCGCGAAAUACCUUCGCUCGUUCCUCAAGGAAUUUUCACGCAAACCCCCCGUUGCGACCAAUGACCAGAUUCGGGUCAUCAACGAUUUCCUCGAUUUCAUCGCCAACAAGAUGAAGGGCGUUGAUCCUUGGAGAAAGUUGUUCGUCGAAUUCGAACCCGAGAGGGCCGAGAUGGAGUUCGAUUUGGCCGUGGAAGCGAUGGAGAAAUUGGUCAUGAAUCGGGUGUGGCACUUGUGAGUCGAGGAAGGCAUCCUGCGGUCGAGGGAGGAACAAUGACUUAUUCGAAAACGGCUUUUGUCAACUCGCAGAACGUUCACACCUGCGAUCGAUCUAUCGGCACUACCGGGGGAAAUGUCCCCGACUGGCGAUAUUGAAAGGGAUCAUGUACUCUCGCAGAGGAUUCGACUCUUUGCUUGGGUCAAGCCGAGCCAUCUCGACCUGCCCCUACCUGAUCCCGAGGACGUCUCCCCUUCGGUCUCAAGGACGGAUUCUCCCCUCCCUCCAGUCGACCUCCUCGCCGACGACGAUCAACAAGCCCUCGCCGAGUCAUCGACAACAGGCGGGACGAACUCCGCCCCGACCUCGGAGGACCCCAUCCUCUCCGCCGCCGAACUUCGCGAAAGGAACCGCCAAGCGCAAGCCUUCCUCGAUUUCUCCCGUCGCGAACUGUGCAAGAUCAACUCGUACAAAGCCCCUCGGGACAAACUCAUCUGCUUGCUCAAUUGCUGCAAGAUCUUGUUCGGUCUGAUCCGUCAGGUGUCCAAGGAUCAAGGCGCGGAUUCGUUCAUUCCUUUCUUGAUCUAUGUAGUGCUCAAGUCGAACCCGGAACAUUUGGUCUCGAAUAUUCAGUACAUUCAGAGGUUUAGAAAUCCGGACAAGUUGACGGGGGAAGGGGGUUAUUAUCUGUCGAGUUUGGUGAGUGGGUCGUUCGAGCUUGGGGCCAAACUAUUGACCGGCAAAAGCUGACUUGCGUGCAAUGCGAGGCUUUGUUAGAACGGUGCGAUUUCUUUCAUCGAACACAUGGACGCCUCAUCGCUAUCCAACAUGACCCAAGCCGAAUUCGAACGCAACAUCGAACGAGCCGUCCUCAGCUUCCCCACCGAUCGGGACGAGCUCCCCGCCGCCCAACGAAGGUCCUCCUCAAGCGCCUCUCCGAUGCCUCGAUCCCGCGAAGUCUCCUCCUCCCAACCCGCGCGAUCCCCUCUCCCCCCUCCCAAACCCAUCCGACUCCCCCUCCCUCAUCAAUCAGACGAACCAACGCACCAAUCCAACAUCGACGUCGAAUCCGCUUCCGUACUCCCCGGUCCCUCACCCAACAACGCCUUGGAGUCGACGCGUAAUUUCCUCGUUCGUUCAUCGGAUUCGGUCGAGAGGAUCGUGUCGAAGCCUUUAGGGGCGAUAGGGAGGAUCUUGGAUCAGUUGGAACAGGUCGCUUCGAGUGGGGCCAGUGGGAUCGCUGGUGGUGCAGCUUAUCAGCAUCCUUUACCACCCUCACCAUUCCAUCAUCAACAACAGCAGCAGCCACCGCAAUCGGAGUUCUAUCACCCUUCAAUGCCUCAACAAGCCCCACCUCAAGGAUGGCUACAAGGGCCCUAUCAAAGCCCAACGGCGCCGGGGGCUCAGACCCUAUCCUCCCCCAUAUCCCGUACCCGAUCAGUUUCCCCGAGCCCCUCCAUUCGUUCCACAACAAGUAGUGUACGACGCUACCCCCGUUCAAGAGGGAGCAGUACAGGAGCGCCUAGAGGUAUGGGACCUCAACAGGGUUUUGUCGACCCGGGCUUGUUCGCGAGGAACGACCAGACGACGGAAGAGGUGACGAGGGAGAUUGAUCGGCAGUUCGAGGAACAGAGGUUGGCGGCGCUUGAGGUGAGUUUUCGUAUUUCUUCUCUCUUUCUUUUCUUUCGUUCGUCAAAGAAGGUGGUGUUUGGACUGAUGGUUGACUUUCAAUGCCCUUCUUUCUCUGCGAUCUAGACGUUGCGGAACGUCUUCCCCGACGUCGAACAAGAGGUACUUGAAGUGGUGAGUUAUUCAAGCACCACAAAACCUUUUGCUCUGCCCUGCCCUUUCAACAGAAUCUCAAUCCUCUUCUUCAUUUUAUCAGGUUUUGCUUAGUCACAACAACGACGUCGGGAAGACGAUCGACGUGUUGUUGGAGAUGGCUUGA
Microbotryum saponariae is the source of this 3340-nucleotide messenger RNA. The record is from the annotation of a GenBank genome assembly. NCBI's taxonomy places the organism in Eukaryota, Fungi, Basidiomycota, Microbotryomycetes, Microbotryales, Microbotryaceae.